Molecule: messenger RNA, 1325 nt
Organism: Photinus pyralis (common eastern firefly)
Lineage: Eukaryota; Metazoa; Arthropoda; Insecta; Coleoptera; Lampyridae
Product: ankyrin-1-like
Exons: 2
Coding region: 13-1098 (361 amino acids)
Cellular component (GO): cytoplasm; nucleus
Molecular function (GO): protein binding
Source: RefSeq, a predicted model, not a curated record
UUCACGUCGAUAAUGUGCGAUAAUGAACUACUUAAUAUAGCGAAACACGAAAAAUGGAACAUCCUGGAUGUGCUUCUUAACAGUAUUGCAUUGUUCGGAUACGAUAUCAACGCACGCAACGAAAAAGAGAAGGUAAUAGAAAACGGCGCAAAUGUGAAUGCAGUUAAUCGAAUCGGAAAAACCGCUUUUCACGUAGCUCUCGAAAAUAAUAAUAAUAAAUCCGUGGAUGUUCUAGUAAAAUCUGGAGCAGAUCCAGACCUGCUGGAUUUUUCCGGCGAGUCGCCUUUAUUUAAAGCCGUGCGGCGAGGCAACGAUUUCGCAAUUAGGGAAUUAAUCAAGAGUGGCGCGAAGACAAAGUUUGCUAAUCGAGAGGGAUCCAAUUUGUUACAUGUUGCGCUAGAAGUAGGCAUACAAACAGAAAUUGUCAAGUUACUGAUCGAAAAUGGAAGUGACGUAAACUACCGUAACAAAGCCGGACAGACGCCCCUAACGACGGCAUUUUUGAGAGGAAACUUAGAAGUCGCAAAAUUAUUAAUGAGAAAUGGAGCGGCGAUCGAUUCCCUCCUCCACCACGAUCGUCGGCAACCUAUAUUGCACAAUGCCGUUUUACAGCAACAAGCGUCGAUUGCGAGGGAGUUAAUUAAAAUCGGCAUCGCGGUUAACGGCAAAAAUAAUAAUGGAGAGACGCCCCUGCAUCAUGCCGUCGAGGGCGAAUCCUUCGAAAUUUUUCAGUAUCUUCUAGAGAAGGGCGCUUCGGUUAACUCGACCGACAAAGACGGCUACGCGCCACUUCAUUUGGCCUCCGAUAUGAAAUUCGCGAAAAAGUUAUUUUCUCAAGGUGCUUCAAUUAAUAUUCAGACUUCGAAUGGGGAUUCGCCCCUACAUCGAGCGGCAAGCAAAGGAAAUUUCGCCGUGGUUGAAAGUUUAUUAAGUAAUAACGCCGAUAUAAACUUGCGAAAUGGGGACGGAUAUACCCCUCUACAUUUAGCGAAGGACAAUGGCCAUCUCGACGUAUUUAAUUAUUUAGUUAUGCACGGUGCUGACGUCAAUAUCGAAGACAAUUUUAACAGGCGUGUGCAGGAUAACAAAUUGCGUUAGGAAUAAUGGUAUUUUGCGUGCCGGUUUGUAAUAAAAUUGAAAUGUAAAUGGGGUACAAAGUUUUUUUUUAAUUAGACCGUCGCAGAGCCUUUUUGUGCUUUAAUGUAGCGGUUGGUUUACAUAGCAAGCAUUUUUUUGAGGAACAUCAUAUUUUUUGUUCAGAGGACGGGGUUACUAUUAUAAAUUUUACAUUUUACAUUUACUCCAAUAAACUUAUUGACAAAUUA